CCUGCAGCAAAAAGUGAAGCUCACAUCUCCUCUUCUUCCACCUGAGUGCUGCAUUGGUGCCCGUGCCACACAGCAGCAGGGAUGGGGCACAGAGCCUGAACCUCCAGGCACCUCCACACCUUUCCUUUCUCCCUGCAGGUACAUCGGGGCGCUGGGGGCGAGGGUGAUCUGCGACAACAUCCCAGGGCUGGUGAACAAGCAGAGGCAGCUGUGCCAGAGGUACCCAGACAUCAUGCAGUCCGUCGGGGAGGGAGCCAAGGAAUGGAUCCGUGAGUGCCAGUAUCAAUUCCGUCACCACCGCUGGAACUGCAGCACCCUGGACCGGGACCACACCGUCUUUGGGAGGGUGAUGCUGCGAAGCAGCAGGGAGGCCGCCUUUGUCUACGCCAUCUCCUCGGCCGGGGUGGUUUAUGCCAUCACACGUGCCUGCAGCCAAGGGGAGCUGAAGGCCUGUGGCUGUGACCCGCUGAAGCGUGGACGUGCCAAGGAUGAGCGCGGGGAGUUCGACUGGGGUGGCUGCAGUGACAACAUCAACUAUGGCAUCCGUUUUGCCAAAGCCUUCGUGGAUGCCAAGGAGAAGAAAGUGAAGGAUGCGCGGGCGCUGAUGAACCUGCACAACAACCGCUGCGGCAGGAUGGCUGUGAAGCGUUUCCUGAAGCUGGAAUGCAAAUGCCAUGGGGUCAGUGGCUCCUGCACGCUAAGGACUUGUUGGCUGGCGAUGUCGGAUUUCCGGAAAACAGGGGAUUACCUGCGGAAGAAAUACAACGGGGCCAUCCAGGUGAUCAUGAACCAGGACGGUACCGGCUUCACCGUGGCCAACAAGAACUUCAGGAAGCCCACAAAGACAGACCUAGUGUAUUUUGAGAACUCACCCGACUACUGCGUGAUGGACAAGUCAGCAGGCUCACUGGGCACCGCAGGGCGCGUGUGCAACAAAAUCUCCCGUGGCACCGAUGGCUGCGAAGUGAUGUGCUGUGGGAGGGGCUACGACACCACCCGUGUCACCCGCGUCACCAAGUGUGAGUGCAAGUUCCACUGGUGCUGCGCUGUGCGCUGCAAGGAGUGCGAGGACACUGUGGAUGUGCACACGUGUAAAGCGCCCAAAAGGGCCGAGUGGUUGGACCAGACCUGAGGAGACGAGUGGCAGAACCUGGCUGUAAAAACCCCCCGACCUUUUCCAUUUUUUAAACACCUGUGCCCUGUGGGCCGCCGCUUUCUGGGAGCUGUAGUUUGACUGCAUGGCUUUUAUUUAAUUAAUUAACUCUGCAAAGCACUACGAAAGGACUACAUUUCCCAGGAGGUGCUGUGGACUCUUCAAUUUGCUCAGCAAAACAGAACCCCGUUCCCAGGAGGCAGCCAACCUCGCUUCAACUGUGAAACUUCUGCUGCCGUUGUUCUCUUCGCAGAGGGGCAGUGCAACUGACUCAGACUGAGAGGACUGACCAUCGGGAUGCAAUGAUGGAGCAGUGCUGCCUCUUCCCAACUUUACAUUGAAGUUUCACCAGCAAAAAAACAAAACAAAACAAAAAAAACCCCCGACUGUUUCUGAAUAAUAAACUCUCGCAGACAGCAUUCUUGCUUUUACCUUUCUG
Molecule: messenger RNA, 1592 nt
Organism: Phasianus colchicus (ring-necked pheasant)
Lineage: Eukaryota; Metazoa; Chordata; Aves; Galliformes; Phasianidae
Gene: WNT2B
Product: Wnt family member 2B
Biological process (GO): neuron differentiation; multicellular organism development; cell fate commitment
Cellular component (GO): extracellular region
Molecular function (GO): cytokine activity; frizzled binding
Source: RefSeq, a predicted model, not a curated record